Molecule: messenger RNA, 723 nt
Organism: Ipomoea nil (Japanese morning glory)
Lineage: Eukaryota; Viridiplantae; Streptophyta; Magnoliopsida; Solanales; Convolvulaceae
Product: myb-related protein Myb4-like
Exons: 3
Coding region: 1-723 (240 amino acids)
Source: RefSeq, a predicted model, not a curated record
AUGGGGAGAGCUCCAUGCUGUGAGAAAACGGCAGUGAAGAGAGGUGCAUGGAGCAAAGAAGAAGACCAAAUCCUCAUCAACCACAUAAAUAAAUAUGGCCAUGGAAAUUGGAGAAAUAUUCCUAAGAAUGCUGGUAUUUUGAGGUGCGGGAAGAGUUGCAGGCUUCGCUGGGUGAAUUAUCUCCGUCCGGACAUUAAACGGGGACACUUUACAAGUGAAGAAGAGUUUCUCAUUGUUAAGUUGCAUAAGAUUUUUGGGAACAGAUGGGCCUUAAUAGCUGCAAAGUUGCCGGGAAGGACGGACAACGAGAUUAAGAACAUAUGGCACACUCGUCUGAAGAAGAGAUUGCACGAGUUCGAUAUUCCAGCCGAUAAUCAGGUCGCCGGCGACACCCUCAAAAACGACAGCGCCACCAAUUUUGAGGGCGCGGCGCCGUCGCCGCCGGCGGAGGACAAUGAUCCUGCCACCAAUAAUAUUCUUCCACCACAUUCAAAAUCCUCAAGUGGUGCUGCCGGAGCUGCUGCGGCGGCCCCAAACAAUCCCUCCGACGGCGGCUCAGCCGGAGAUGAUGAUCAGUUUUGGACACAAAUAAACGACAAAUCUGGGUUUGAAUUUAACGGCGCCGACUUUAAUGUCGGUGGGGUUGAUCCAGGCAGUCUGCAGUUUUGGCAAGACCACCUUUUAACCUGGAAUGAUGAUGAGUUUCUGGAUCUUUGGAAUUAA